AAGAUAUUUUUUUUAAAAAGGAAAACAAAAAAUAAUAACAAAAAAGCGACACGACUACAAAAGAAACUACAUUUUCUUUCUUCGCGCGUCUAGAUCAUCCUGAUCUCCUCCUCUUCCUGGGCCUCGCCUCCCUCGCUAUUCGAGGAUUUCUGUUGCGUUCUCGGCCGUGACGGAUUCGGAGAGAAAUCUCCGGCGUCUCGAUUUUCACGAGAGAGAAUUUGGGUGGCGGAAGCUGAGAGAGCCGAUUCCGUUUCUUGGAAUCGUUCUGAGGUUGGUUGCUUCGCACUCGGGAAGAAGCGUCACUGAGAGCGAGGGAGGGAGGAAGGAGAGAGCGAGAUAUUUGCCUUUUAUUCUGAUUGCUUCCCCCGGUCUGAAUCGCUGGUGCUGAGUUCGGUAUUCAUGAUUCUCAGAUUGUUUUGGCCAUCACUGUCAAUAAGGACCUAGUUUCUGGUUCUGAGAGUUUCCGGCUGGUAGAGAAGUUAAUUUGCAGACAUGCCGUCUCUACAGCUAUUGCAGUUGACUGAACAUGGCCGUAAUCUUGUGGCGUCAAGACGGAAAUCUAUACUGCUGGCAGCUGGAAUUCUGGCUGCUGGUGGGACGGCUGCAUACCUGAAGUCAAGGAACAGCUCCCAAAAACCUGAUUCUUCACAUUGCAAUGGGCACAGUGAUGGCAAAGAGGGAUCAGAAAAGAUGAUAAAAAAUGAAAAAAAUGCAAAGAUAAAUUCAAAAAAGAAGAAAGGAGGCUUGAAGUCGCUUCAGGUUCUGACUUCUAUUCUUGUAUCUCAGAUGGGCCGAUUGGGUGUGAGGGAUUUUCUGGCACUAACGGGCACAGUGGUGCUUAGAACUGCUUUGAGCAAUAGAUUGGCAAAAGUGCAGGGUUUCCUAUUUCGUGCAGCUUUCUUAAGGCGUGCACCGCUGUUUCUACGACUUAUCACCGAAAAUAUUCUCUUGUGUUUCUUGCUGUCAACAAUGCACUCUACAUCAAAGUACAUAACUGGGACCCUAAGUUUGCGGUUCAGGAAAAUAUUGACAAAGCUUAUCCAUUCUCAUUAUUUUGAGAAUAUGGCAUAUUACAAGAUGUCACAUGUGGAUGGUCGGAUUACCCACCCUGAGCAGCGAAUUGCAAGUGAUGUACCAAGAUUCUCUUCCGAAUUGAGUGAACUUAUACAGGAGGAUUUGACAGCAGUUACUGAUGGUCUGUUGUAUGCAUGGCGCUUGUGUUCCUACACUAGUCCGAAAUAUAUCUUUUGGAUGCUGGCUUAUGUAUUGGGAGCGGGGGUUGCAAUGAGAAAUUUCUCUCCUUCUUUUGGGAAAUUGAUGUCCAAAGAACAGCAGUUGGAAGGGGAGUACCGACAGCUUCAUUCUCGCUUAAGGACUCAUGCAGAAAGCAUUGCUUUCUAUGGUGGGGAAAGCAGGGAAGAGUCUCAUAUACAACAGAAGUUCAAGAAUCUUGUUAGACAUAUGAGAAUAGUGCUCCAUGAUCAUUGGUGGUUUGGCAUGAUCCAAGAUUUCCUGCUGAAAUAUCUUGGUGCCACAGUCGCUGUUAUUCUGAUUAUCGAACCAUUCUUCUCUGGGCAUCUUAGACCUGAUGAUUCGACAUUAGGGAGAGCAGAGAUGCUAAGCAAUAUAAGAUAUCACACCAGUGUCAUAGUUUCCCUGUUCCAUGCACUGGGAACUCUUUCUAUAAGUUCCAGGCGGCUCAAUCGUCUCAGUGGUUAUGCUGACCGUAUUCAUGAGUUGUUGGUUGUCUCGAGAGAGCUCAGUAGUGACGACAAAUCUUCUUUCCAGAGAAAUAGAAGCAGAAAUUAUCUCUGUGAAGCUAGCUAUGUUGAGUUUUCUGAUGUCAAGGUUGUUACUCCAACAGGCAAUGUCUUGGUGGAGGAUCUCAGUCUUCGGGUUGAACAAGGAUCUAAUCUUCUGAUUACAGGUCCAAAUGGAAGUGGCAAGAGUUCUCUUUUCCGAGUUUUAGGGGGUCUAUGGCCCCUGGUGUCUGGACAUAUUGUGAAGCCAGGAGUUGGUUCUGAUCUUAAUAAGGAGAUUUUCUAUGUGCCACAGAGGCCCUAUAUGGCAGUAGGGACGCUUCGUGACCAGCUAAUUUAUCCUCUUACUCAAGAUCAAGAGAUUGAGCCGCUCACAGAAGCCGGAAUGAUUGAGCUAUUGAAAAAUGUUGAUCUGGAAUACUUAUUAGGUCGCUACCCAGCGGAUGAAGAGGUCAAUUGGGGAGAUGAAUUAUCUCUUGGGGAGCAGCAAAGAUUGGGCAUGGCUAGACUAUUUUACCACAAACCCAAAUUUGCAAUUCUUGACGAAUGCACAAGUGCCGUGACAACUGAUAUGGAGGAACGAUUUUGUGCUAAAGUUCGAGCUAUGGGAACAUCUUGCAUAACCAUUUCACAUCGCCCGGCCCUUGUUGCAUUUCAUGAUGUUGUCUUGUCAUUAGAUGGAGAAGGGGGAUGGAGCGUUCACUACAAGAGGGAAGACUCUGCACUUUUGACUGAUUCUGGAACUAAUUCGACAAAAAACUCGGAGACAGAUCGACAAAGCGAUGCGAUGGUUGUUCAACGGGCGUUUUCUGCAGCCAAAAAGGAAUCUGCACUUGCGAAUUCAAAAGCUCAGUCAUACCAGACAGAGUUAAUUGCAAAAUCACCUGUUGUGGAUAAAAAUAUUGUAUUGCCUAGAUUUCCCCAACUCCAAACAUCCCCAAGGGCCCUGCCUUCAAGAGUAGCUGCAAUGAUAAACAUAUUGAUACCCUCUAUAUUCGACAAACAAGGGGCGCAACUUCUUGCUGUUGUUUGUCUUGUUGUCUCAAGAACAUUGAUCUCUGAUCGAAUCGCGUCCUUGAAUGGAACCACUGUAAAGCAUGUAUUGGAGCAAAAUAAGGUGGCUUUUGUUCGCUUGGUUGGCAUAAGUAUUAUCCAAAGCGCUGCAUCUUCUUUCAUUGCACCUUCAAUAAGGCAUCUAACACAAAGGCUUGCAUUAGGCUGGAGGAUCCGUUUGACUCAGCAUUUACUUCAAAACUAUCUGAGAAAUAAUGCAUUUUACAGGGUCUUCCAUAUGUCAAGCAAAAAUAUUGACGCAGACCAGAGAGUCACUCAUGACCUAGAAAAGUUGACCACUGAUUUGUCCGGACUGCUAACUGGAUUGGUAAAGCCAUCAGUUGACAUUCUUUGGUUCACAUGGAGGAUGAAGCUAUUGACUGGUCGGAGGGGAGUUGCCAUACUCUACACAUAUAUGUUGCUUGGUCUUGGUUUUCUAAGGCGUGUGACACCCGAUUUUGGUGAUCUAGCAAGUCAAGAACAGCAGCUUGAGGGGAAAUUUAGGUUUAUGCACGAGAGACUGCACACUCAUGCCGAAUCUGUUGCAUUCUUUGGAGGUGGAGCACGAGAGAAAGCUAUGGUUGAAGCAAAAUUCAUGACACUUCUUGACCACUCGCUCAUGCUUCUAAGGAAGAAAUGGUUGAACGGUAUUCUCGAUGAUUUUGUGACAAAGCAGCUUCCCCAUAAUGUAACUUGGGGACUGAGUUUGUUGUAUGCCUUAGAACACAAGGGAGACAGAGCACUGGUCUCCACUCAAGGUGAAUUGGCACAUGCAUUGCGAUUCCUAGCAUCUGUGGUCUCUCAAAGCUUUUUAGCUUUUGGCGAUAUUCUUGAGCUGCACAAGAAGUUUCUCGAACUUUCUGGCGGUAUCAAUAGAAUUUUUGAGCUCGAGGAGUUUUUGGAUGCUUCUCAGUCAGUUUCAGGUGUUUUGUCAAGAAAUCACACGGGUCAUCUGGAUUCAGAAGAUCUCAUUUCCUUUUCCGAGGUGGAUAUCAUUACCCCUGCGCAGAAAUUGUUGGCUAGCAAGUUAACAUGCAAAGUAGAGCCGGGAAAAAGCCUGCUUGUAACAGGUCCAAAUGGCAGUGGGAAGAGUUCCGUAUUUAGAGUCCUUAGAGAGGUUUGGCCCAUAGUCAGUGGAAGACUUGUAAAGCCAUCGCUGAAUAUGGAAGAAUGUGGUUUAGGAAACGGCAUCUUUUUUGUUCCCCAGCGACCUUAUACAUGUUUAGGGACACUGAGAGAUCAAAUGAUAUACCCUCUCUCUAAAGAAGACGCUGAGAGGAGAGUAGCCAAAUUGUUCAACAAAGGAGGUCAAAGCUCGGCAGAUGCUGGAAGCUUUCUAGAUGCCCACUUGAAAAGCAUUCUGGAGAAUGUUAGGUUAAUAUAUCUUUUAGAAAGGGACGAAGCUGGUUGGGAUGCUGAUCUCAAUUGGGAAGACAUGCUAUCGCUUGGUGAGCAACAAAGACUUGGCAUGGCACGCUUAUUCUUCCACAGGCCUAAAUUUGGAAUCCUCGACGAAUGCACCAAUGCAACGAGUGUUGAUGUAGAGGAACAACUGUAUAGGGUUGCACAGGAUAUGGGCGUCACAUUCAUAACCUCGUCCCAACGUCCGGCUCUGAUCCCAUUCCAUCGCUUCGAGCUAAGGCUGAUCGAUGGUGAGGGCAACUGGGAACUCCGUUCCAUCAAACGUACAACCGAUUGAGUUACCUUUUCACGGAAAUUUUUGUCAAAAGAAGCUUCCCGUCUAAUGGCGCUCCCGCAAGAGCAAUGAAACCAGAGCAUGUCAAGGAUUAAGAAGAAAAUAGAUCGCGGGCAAUUCCCAUAAAAAAAAAGUAUACAUGGUAUGGAAUUUCAUUUUGGACAAUGCCCUUGAUUAUAGGAUCCGAAAGGUAAACGAAGAAGAUGCGUCGAAGCUGCGGUCAUAGGAUUUUAUUUAUGGAUGAUGUUUAGGAAAUGCGAUUCAACUGGGGCAUAUUGGGCUCCCCGGGAAUACAAUGUAGCAUACAUAUGGCAAUAGGACCUGUACAGUUUGUUUCCAUCUUCACCUCCCAACCCACCAAAAAAAAAAUAAAGGAAGAUUUUUUUUUUCUAUA
Molecule: messenger RNA, 4903 nt
Organism: Tarenaya hassleriana
Lineage: Eukaryota; Viridiplantae; Streptophyta; Magnoliopsida; Brassicales; Cleomaceae
Product: ABC transporter D family member 1
Exons: 27
Coding region: 493-4512 (1339 amino acids)
Biological process (GO): peroxisome organization; very long-chain fatty acid catabolic process; long-chain fatty acid import into peroxisome
Cellular component (GO): peroxisomal membrane
Molecular function (GO): ATP binding; long-chain fatty acid transmembrane transporter activity; ABC-type transporter activity
Source: RefSeq, a predicted model, not a curated record